Perca fluviatilis (European perch) is the source of this 4114-nucleotide messenger RNA. Its product is annotated as GEM interacting protein. Gene Ontology annotation, biological process: negative regulation of GTPase activity; activation of GTPase activity; signal transduction. The transcript is spliced from 21 exons. Gene Ontology annotation, cellular component: plasma membrane. Bases 241 to 3339 code for a protein of 1032 amino acids. The record is from RefSeq and is a predicted model, not a curated record. Lineage: Eukaryota; Metazoa; Chordata; Actinopteri; Perciformes; Percidae. Gene Ontology annotation, molecular function: GTPase activator activity.
AACAGAUUGGCCAACCUCCACUCUACCAGAGGAAGAUCAUUUUGAGAGCACAAACGGCAGCAAGCUCAGAGCUGCAUGCUAAUAAUUUAGCGUAAGAGUGUCAAUGUGUGUACACACUGCAGUGCAGACUUCCUGACACCUCAACUAUACUGUUCUGUAUUGUGCAUUGCAGUGACCUUAAGGGCAGAUGAUGUGUGCGUGGUGUUGGUAGCGUCUGGCUUCUGUGGUGAUAGUGAAGAAAUGGAGGAAGACCAAGUGCCAAACAAGGAUUCCUCUCAAGCCACAGAUGUGAAGAAGGUGCAUCGUAAAUCUGAAAUCAAGCGAUACAGUGAGAUCUUCAGAGACUUUGAUAAUCUUGAUUUAUCUUUAAUUUCUUCUGAAGGGGAGGAUCUGCUGGCAGACAUUGACUCACAGUCCUUGUCAGAGUCCAUCUCGACAGAAAGUGCAGAUCUCACAGAGCAACAUGAUGUGUCUAUAUGUGCUGAGGUGAAUGAAGUGGAUGGAAACCAAUCAGCCCAGGAAGCAGACCUGGCCCUCUGUCGGUGUGAUAAUGGAGUGGAGACCGCAUUGCAGUACACCAAGAUGUGGUGCCGCUACGCCAAAGACCUCCUGGCCUGGAUGGAGAAGAGAAUCAGCCUGGAACAAGAAUUUGCAAAAAAUGUGAUGAAGACAGCUGAAGGAGCAAAGGUCAUUGUGGGGCAGCAGGAAAUGAUGCCACUGCAGUACAUCUACACAAUGGCACUAGAGCAAGACAUCAAGAACAGUGUGGCUUCUAGAAAAACUUCAGAAAUGAUACAAAACCGCUGUUACCAAGCCUUAGCUGCCAAGAGAAAUGAAAUCGACAAGUGGCGCAGAGAAUUUAAGGACCAGUGGGCAAGAGGACAAAGGAAGAUGAACGAAGCAGUGACAGCUUUUAAAAAGGCUCGUCACCAAUACUUCAAGUGCUGUGAUGAGCUAUUAAAGGCUACAGCUGUCUCUGCUAAAGCUGUAGACGACACAGCUGGAAUCAAAACACUGGAUAAGAGGCGGAAGUCAAAGGAUGAAGCCCAGACUAAGGUGAUGGACGCAGAGCUUUUGUACAAACAAUGUGUGAAUGACGCCAGGAUCCAGCAGGAUGAGUUAGUGAAGUGCAAAGAAAGAAUUAUUGCCCACGUUCGCAAGCUCAUCUGUCAGGGAGACACUGUGCUAAAGGAGGCCACAGUCAACAUGUUUUACUACCAGCGGCAGCAGACAGAGCCUGUUCCCCUCGGCUAUCACAACCUGGAGUUGACAUCCAGGUCCCUGGAGCCUGGCGAGCCCUACCUGCUCUACAUCCUCAGCAAGCCCCGCCCUGAACAACAUGUCCAAGUUUUUACCUUCCAGGAGUACAUUCCUCAGUGCAAAGGGAACAAACGAAAAACCAGCAACACUCUCAGCUCUCUGCAGGACUCUUCACCUAUGACAGAUGAUAGCCCUCUCAGACGAUACAGCGAUGGCAGAAGAACAGGGUACAGUGACAACGAGAGUAUUGGAGGCAGUUUAGAAUCUCUGUCCAGCCCUGCUCAUACUAAUAGGAGGCUGCCUAAAACCGCAUCCACUUUGACAGUAUCAUCGGACGACAUGGACGAACGGGAUAUAGCUUCUGAAUCAGAAUACACUGAUGGUCAGCCAGUCAAAGUGCGCAUGAUUUCACGAGCUGCACUGACACACCGACUCAGGAAGAUGAAGAGCAAGAUGGUCAAAUGCAAGCAGUGCGAAAACUACAUUGUUGUCAAUGGGGUCGAAUGUGAGGAGUGCGGGCUGGCUUUGCACAGGAAGUGUAUGGAGGUGUGUCAGCUGGAGUGUGAGCACAGGAAGGGGACUGUGUUCGGAGUGGAGCUCUCUCUGCUGUGUCGCGACAGGCCAGAGGAGGUGCCCUUUGUGGUGCUGCUCUGCACGUCUGAGAUUGAGAGUCGCGCUCUCUCGAUCCAGGGGGUGUAUCGUGUGAGUGGGUCCAAGCCCCGCAUCCAGAAGCUCUGUCAGGCCUUUGAGACGCAAAAGGAGCAGGUGGAGCUCUCUGACCUUUCACCGCAUGACAUCACCUCAAUCCUUAAACACUUCUUCAAGGAGCUCCCAGAGCCUUUACUAACCUUUGACCUGUACAGUCAUUUCAUCACGGUGGGAAAGACCCUUCAGCACCUGAGUGAAAGGGAGCCAACACCAGACACUAAUGAGACGGACAUCAUUCACAACCUGCAAACGCUACUACAGAAACUCCCUCCAUAUUGCUACAGCACCUUGCAGCACCUGAUAUCUCACCUGCAAAAAGUUUCAGAGAACUGUGAGAACAAGAUGUCCGCUAGCAAUUUGGGUAUUGUGUUUGGGCCAACACUAUUGCGCCCUCUUGUGUCUACGGACAUGCCAAUGAUUGCCCUGCUCGAGACCAGUUACCAGGCUGUACUGGUUGAGUUCCUCAUCACACACCAUGACAAGGUUUUUGGCCUUCAGCAGAGACCCAGUACGCCCACUCCCCCAGUCCCCACUGCACCUCUUCCAGACACCCCUCCCAGAGCUUCCUGUGCCCUGGACAGGGACGUUUACACCGGCUUGGAACACGAAGCCUCCUCUAGAGAGCGAUCACACUUACUAGAAAGUCGAACAAUCAAGAGAGAGUCAAGCGAGGGUUAUAUAUCUGACAAGUCUUCAUCCAAUGAGGCAGUGGACCAGCUCAGCCCUGAAGCCAAUGAGAGAGCAGUCCUGGCUAUGAGAGGGGUAUCAAGCAAUCCUCAGGGUGAGCUGGUGGGGGAACCAGACUCUCAUUUGGGGACCCAGCCCAACUAUCGCUUCACCAGACAGCCUGUGAAAUAUUACCGGCAUCAUAACUCAGGAACCCGACUCCCCAACCCAGGUCGUCCAAUCAGACAGCCGGCAGCCCCAGCAAGGGGGCUUCCAGGGAGUGCAGACAGCAGCCGCAGCUCCUCUCCAGAGCCAGGGACACAGAGACUUUCCCAAAACUUAGGCGUCCACUUUGAGAACACCCACCAGCCCCACCCGGCCCCCGUUGCCACAGAGAGUAAAAUGGACGUCCCACUGAGUCCCCGCAAGGUUGUGCAGUUCAUGCUGGGACUGGAAUCAUCUACAACUGCGACAUCAUCCAGUACAACACAGGAGUCUUCGAAGGUGGUGGCAUCUGGGUGUCCAUCUGAUCAGAACAUCAAUCUGUCCAAUAACAGACGGAGUGCUGAACAGAGUCAGGCUCUGUGUCAAUCACCAAAGACACUUCCUGUUGAGCACAACCUGACCUCACCAGCACAGAAGAUCCUGUCUGGCCUGAAGCUGAGACGCUGCCACUCAGGGAAGGACGAGCAGCUCUUUGUCUGAGGAAAGAUAGAAAUCUCCAGAAAGUUCAGUGGAAUAUAUUCACACACACUGGAGGAUGUAAAGUCAUAAUAUCUCCAUUGUGUGCAAUUACUGUCAAGAUUCAUGCAGGUUUCAUGAACAAAAUGCUCCCAUAUUUUACACACACAUAUCUAUACACAAAAAUGUAACUGUCUUCAAAAGAUUACUCAGAUGAAGGUUCAGUUACCUUAAAGUUAAACUCACAUUUGAGUCUUACUUUAAGGAAACACAGUUGAAUAGUUCAGACCUGAUGCUUACUUGGAUGCCACAGCUUUAUUAUGACUAAUCCUCUUCAAGAUGUUGAUCUGUUGACCAUCCAGCUGUCUAAUAUCCAGACCAGACUAGAGAGGUUCAGGUACUUAUCAGUUAUUAAUGCCCCGAAUGUAUUUAAAUGGAACAAGCAAGUGGUUUGAGAUGCAAACUAGCACUUAAGUAUCAACUUUCAGGUUUUGUCCUGGACAAACUAUAACAAAAAUCAGCUAAAUACAAAUGCCACCAAGUGUUGUUUUUCUAAGAUAAUUGUGUUAUCUAUUUGUUGUGCUUUUGAAAUGUUUCAUAGGCUGGAUUUUUUUUUGUGUGUGUGGUACAUAAACUAAUAUACUGUAUCUUCACUGGUGUCAUAGUGAAGUUGAUAUGUUAUCUCAUAGUUCCAUGCAUCUUUCCUGUUUUAACACAAGGGGGCGGUCUUCUCCCAGUGUGUGGGGAAAACAUGCCAGACACAAUAGCAGAAGGGCAAUAAACCAUUCAUUUCUAAUUA